AUGCCUCGCCCAAAGCGCGCCGUCAUGGAGACGAUCGAGGCUACCAUUACCCCGCCCGACACCCUCCCCGAAUCGCACCACAUCGCCCGUGUCAUCAAGGCAGAAGGCAAGAACCUCUAUAGCGCCCAGCUACCAGACGGCAAAGAGGUUCUUGCCGAGCUUGAGCCCAAGUUUCGGUCUACUGUGUGGAUCAGGCGUGGUGGCUUCGUGGUGGUCGACAUGUCCGCCAUGGCCGACCGGAACAACAAGCUGGAUGGGGAGAUUGUCAAUGUGGUCAGAGAGGAAAAGGAGUGGAGGAAGAUGCCCUAUUGGUACGCCGAUGUUAUAAUCUAG
Plenodomus lingam JN3 is the source of this 333-nucleotide messenger RNA. RefSeq lists its product as uncharacterized. Gene Ontology annotation, biological process: translational initiation. Lineage: Eukaryota; Fungi; Ascomycota; Dothideomycetes; Pleosporales; Leptosphaeriaceae. Gene Ontology annotation, cellular component: nucleus. The record is from RefSeq and is a predicted model, not a curated record. Gene Ontology annotation, molecular function: translation initiation factor activity; RNA binding.